AUGUCUAAAUCGGCACCUGCUUCUCUUUACAUGUGCUCGGCUAGUGUCAAUUUCGAGACUAGAGAAGAGAAAGAGAGUAUAGCGGAAGAGCUUGAAGAUGGUGCUGAUAAAAAGGACAAGGACGAUCUAAAUGAAAAAGGUCAUGUAUCGAACACAUCAACACUGUUUAGUAUCAUAUGUGUCGUCGCUGGUACAGGUAUUCUAGCCAUUGCUCAUGCUUUAAGUCGAUCAGGAUGGAUUGGGCUGCUCUUUUUAUUUACCAGCGCUGUCAUGUCUCAUUACACUGGCGUCCUACUCAUCCGAUGUCUUUAUGCCAUACCUGGCAAAAGACUUACAGGUUAUGCAGAUAUCGGAUACGCUGCCUUUGGUAAGCCAGGUAGUAUCAUCGGUUUCCUCUUUUCUCAGCUCAUGCUCUUUCUUACACCCACCAUUUACAUUAUGAUGGCGAGUGAAAACCUGUCACAAAUCCUGAUGGAUUACGAGCUCGUCUGGUUUCAUCGUAGGACAUGUGUCUGGAUGCUUUGUAUCUUGGUUGGUAUUCCUUUCUUUUGUGUUCGGCACAUGAAGGAUGUUUCAUAUCUCAGGCAACCUACUCAAACUAAAGUGCUUAUGAAAAGCUGUGAUAGACACAGAUACCAACACUUUGCUGCGUCAAUGGCUACCGUCUGUUUUAUACUGAUCGUUUGUAUUAUAAGUGAUAUGAAGAAAGCACCCGGUACGAACCAUGCGGUGGUCGUGCCGCAGAAUCUGCCAAUGACCUUCAGUACCUUUAGUUUUUCGUAUUGCGGCCAUGUCAUCUACCCUCACUUGGAACAGUCUAUGCGGAUGCCAAAGCGCUGGCCUCAGGUUCUUUUGGUCUCAACAUGUACAAUCAGCCUAUUUUACUUUACAAUAGGCUGUAUUGGCUAUUGGGUCUACGGUGAUCAAGUAGAAUCACCCAUCUACGCCAGUUUGCCUAGUAAUGCAGCUCAGCACGUUGCCAUGCUCGUCAUGACUUUGCAUGCCCUAUUAACAGUCCCCUUUUAUCUUUAUGUCUUCACCUUACCCUUUGAAGGACAGCGACGACAAAAAUGGAAAAGGCUGAUGAUGCGAGCGGCAGAAAUGGUUGGUUGCGGCCUAGUUGCCAUAUUAGUGCCAUUUCGAUUCUCUGAUCUCAUGAACUUGGUCGGUACAUUGGUGACUGAUAUCUUGACUUUUGUUCUUCCCAUCUUAUUUUAUAUCAAACUGAAGCCUCAGCUACAAUGGUAUGACUGGAUGAUGUGUCUAUUGACAGUGAGCAUGGGCAUCUUUUGCGGUGCGUUUGGUACAUUGGAUGCAAUUCAAGUGAUGAUGAGCCACGUGACACAUUGA
This is a messenger RNA of Rhizopus microsporus ATCC 52813, 1350 nucleotides long. RefSeq lists its product as uncharacterized. Gene Ontology annotation, molecular function: amino acid transmembrane transporter activity. The coding region runs from base 1 to 1350 and encodes 449 amino acids. Gene Ontology annotation, cellular component: vacuolar membrane. Gene Ontology annotation, biological process: amino acid transmembrane transport. NCBI's taxonomy places the organism in Eukaryota, Fungi, Mucoromycota, Mucoromycetes, Mucorales, Rhizopodaceae. The transcript has 4 exons. The record is from RefSeq and is a predicted model, not a curated record.